This is a messenger RNA of Arachis duranensis, 1293 nucleotides long. RefSeq names its product dirigent protein 17. The coding region runs from base 570 to 1034 and encodes 154 amino acids. Lineage: Eukaryota; Viridiplantae; Streptophyta; Magnoliopsida; Fabales; Fabaceae. The record is from RefSeq and is a predicted model, not a curated record. The transcript is spliced from 2 exons.
UGGAUGAGUUUUCAAUUUUCUUUUUCGCUGAAGGCAAAAAGGGCCUCAACCCAGGCCUAAAAAUGGAAACAAACACCACUCUGCUCCAUGACUGGAAAAAACCACCACGCCGUUUGAAGCCUCGCAAUUAGUGACCAAAACAAAAAAAGCUUGGCAAUCUUUCUCCGAUUGCUAGCCUUGAGACUUGAGAGGCAUUCGAUAUGAGUGAGAUGAUGGUUCUAUCUUCUGAAACGGCGUCGUCUCAGUCCCACCCCCACCCCCUCCUUGAAUAACCCUAACUCCCUAAGCCUCGUCUCUGAACCUCCUGCCCUCGUCUCUCUGUCUCUGCUCUCUGGAGAUCGGCGCCGGCAGUGGACAGCCCCUCGCCCUCACCUCGUCUCUCCCCUCGUCGUAAGUUCGUCACUCCUUCGGCGUCGUCAGUUCGUCACUCUCUGUCUCUGGGUCUCUCACCUCGUCGCUCUCUCGGUCUCUCACUUUGAGUCCGUGACCCUGCGUUCGCUUCGUCAGAACCAGUGAAGCAGCAUCUGCUCCCUCGGGUGGUGGUGGUGGUCGUCGUCUUCUCAACCAGAAUGGAAGAGAAAGGGAAUGAGCAAGGAUCAAAUGUUUCAGCGGCAGGGGUAUUUGAGAUACCAGGAGAGCCUGCUAUCGUAAUCAAUGGUGUGCCUGAAAUAACCCCCAGUGAGAAAACUGAUUCUGUGCAUAAUGCUUCAGGCGGCACCUUUGAAAAAGAAUACACCCCUUUGGAUUUGGGUGAAUGGUUUGAAGGGAGGGAGGUUCGAAAGUGGUUCAUGGGAAGGUACUACUCAGGUACGGUAAUGGAGUUUGACAAACAAACUGGGUGGUACAGGGUUCUCUACGAAGAUGGUGACUCGGAAGAUCUUGAUUGGCAUGAGCUGGAAGAGGUACUUGUUCCUUUGGAUGUUACGACGACACUUAAGGCAUUGGCACAGAGAGUUGUCAAGAAAGGCAAGAAAUAUGCUCAUACGUCUGGGAAAACUGCCAAAAUCAAAAGAAGGGCAACAAAAGGAAAGUAAGUAGACUCUGGCUGUAGUUGAAAAUUUGGAGAUUUGUAGAUAUCAUUGCAAUUUGUAGAUAUCAUUUGCAAUUUAUAUAGCAUCUAACAUCAGUACUAGCGCGUGAGAAAAAUAGCCGAUUCUGAAACUGCUCUGCUAGAAAGAGAAAUUAGGAAAUCAGAGUUGGUGGAAAUUGUUAGAGGAGUAAGGAUUUUUGUUGUUUUGUAGUUAGGGGAAUUGUUAAAAUUGGUGAUUGAAAUGAGUGUGUUUCUCAUGCUUC